AUGGCCAGAAAAAUCGCUUAUUUGACUGCCUUAGCCUCAGUUACCCUCCUUGGUUUAGCAUUAUCAUCCACCAAUGCUGCACCAGCACUUGAAAAACGCGGAGACAGUAAUGGCAAUGGAAAUGGUAAUGGCAAUGUGGGAAGCGGUAAUGGAAAUUACAACGGAAACUUCAAUUUUGGUUCAUUUAAUGGUAAUCUCAAUGGAAACAAUAACCUUGGUAAUUUAAAUGGAAAUGCCAACGGAAAUAAUAACACCGGAGACAAAAAUGGUAACUCUAAUGGAAACCUCAACGUUGGUAAUUUGAACGGCAUCGGAAAUGGAAAUAAAAAUAUUGGUUCAUUAAAUGGAAAUCUAAAUGGAAAUGCCAACAAUGGAACCGCCAAUGGGCAAUUUAACGGCAAUCUCAACAAUGGAACGGCCAAUGGCAACGCUAAUGGCAAUACUAAUGUUGGAAAUGGUAACGGUGCGCUCAAUGGUAAUUCUAAUAACGGAACUGGCAAUGGUAAUCUGAAUGGCAAUCAGAACAUCGGCAAUAAGAACGGUGUAUUGGUCGGCAAUGCAAAUACCGGUGAUUUAAAUGGUGUAUCAAAUGGAAAUGCCAAUAAUGGAACUGCCAAUGGUCAAUUAAUUGGAAAUGGCAACAAUGGAACUGCCAACGGACAAUUCAACGGAAAUGCUAACAAUGGAGAUGCUAACGGAGUACUCAUUGGAAAUGCCAAUAAUGGAACUGCCAACGGACAAUUCAAUGGAAAUGCCAACAAUGGAACCGCCAACGGUCAAAUCAUUGGAAAUACCAACAAUGGAGAUGCUAACGGACAAUUCAAUGGAAAUUCUAAUAAUGGAACUGCCAAUGGUCAAAUCAUUGGAAAUGCCAACAAUGGUACUGCCAACGGACAAUUCAAUGGAAAUGCCAACAAUGGAGAUGCUAACGGA
Molecule: messenger RNA, 933 nt
Organism: Ambispora leptoticha
Lineage: Eukaryota; Fungi; Glomeromycota; Glomeromycetes; Archaeosporales; Ambisporaceae
Source: the annotation of a GenBank genome assembly